AUGUCGGAUUAUGAAGACACACCAGAGUACCCACGAGAUCAACAAUUAACGCCAAAGAAAAAAAGACAAUUAAGAAAUGAAUGUUCCAAAGAUGAAAGGCAGAAACAUCGAAAGCAGCAAUAUCGUGAUGAGUGGGAAAUGGACCCUAAAUACAAAAACUGGUUAAGACCAGAAAAAGAUGACAAAUUUCGAGGUAAAUGCAUACAAUGUCAAGUUAGUUUUUCGUCCGAACUAAGUUGUAUAAAAAAACAUUUAGCGAGUAAAAUUCAUACUAAGUCGUCUAUCAGUAAUUCUAUUUCCACAAAAUCAAUUAUGUCCACGUUUUUAUCAACUUCCAAAGAUCCAUUAGAUAAACAAGUAAAAAAUGCAGAAAUUAAAUUAGCUGCCAUGUUAGCAGAGCAUAAUGCUGCUUUCUUGUUUAUUGACCAUUUGGUACCAGUACUAAAAGAAAUAUUUCCUGAUUCUUUGAUUUGUCAAAGAAUUCAGUUAAAACGCACAAAGGCUACAAACAUAAUUAAAAAUGUUAUCGCUCCUUCGGAAAAAGUAGCAUUAAGUACAAAAUUGAAAAAUGUUAAAUUUUCAGUAUUAAUUGACGAGUCAACUGACAUAGCAUGUCAAUCUACCAUGUGUGUAGUUGUAAGAUAUUAUGACAUCGACUCGAAAAUGAUUGUUACUCGGUUCUGGGAUUUAAUACAAGUUUAUGACAUAAAGGAUCCUGAUAACAUUGAUAAAGGAGCUACUGCACAAAACCUUUGA
Messenger RNA from Acyrthosiphon pisum (pea aphid), 756 nucleotides. RefSeq lists its product as uncharacterized. NCBI's taxonomy places the organism in Eukaryota, Metazoa, Arthropoda, Insecta, Hemiptera, Aphididae. Bases 1 to 756 code for a protein of 251 amino acids. The transcript is spliced from 2 exons. The record is from RefSeq and is a predicted model, not a curated record.